Lolium perenne is the source of this 1399-nucleotide messenger RNA. RefSeq lists its product as uncharacterized. Gene Ontology annotation, molecular function: lipid binding. The record is from RefSeq and is a predicted model, not a curated record. Lineage: Eukaryota; Viridiplantae; Streptophyta; Magnoliopsida; Poales; Poaceae.
UAUAAAAUCUAGCUACACCUGCUCCAUCUCGCUAGCCAAUAUAUCCUUCUCCAUUAGAGCAUUCCGUUACCGAACUCAUCAGAAUAUUACCAUCACAGGCAGCCAUCUUCAUCAUCGUCAGAGGAAGAAGAAGCAUGAGCAAUGGCGGCUCUCCUACCUCCUCCCCUUCCGUUUGCUCAAGAUCAUGGUCUAUAAGCGAGGAUUCUCUGAGGAGGUAUGUGAGCUACGCCAGCGAGAGCUGCAUCCAGGAGCUGCUCGCCGCCUCGGACUCCGGACGGGGCGCCGGCGACGGCGAGGACGACGGAUGGAAGACGCUGGCGUACUGCAACGGCGUGGAGAUAUCGAAGCGGCAGUUGGGGACUGGGCAGAUGUUCCGGAGCCGGUGGCUGCUGCACGCCGUCUCGCCGGAGCAGUUCAUGGCCGUUGCCAACGCCGUCGACGCCGCCAAGCAGUGGGAGUCUGACCUCGUUGACGCCACGUACAUCAAGGAGCUGGGAGACGACCUGAGCAUCAUCCACCUCAAGUUCGGCGACGCCUCCAAGCUCUUCCGCCGGCGGGACCUGGUCGUGUACGAGCGGCGGCAGACCAUGGACGACGGCACGCUGGUGGUGGCGGUGGCGUCGCUGCCCAAGGAGAUCGCGGCGGGACUGCUGCCGCGGGACUCCAGGGGCCGGAGCACCGUCGGCAGGGGCCUGCUCCUCCAGUCAGGGUGGGUCGUCGAGAAGCUCCACGACGACGACGGCGCCGACUCCUGCCUCGUCACCUACGUGGUGCAGCUCGACCCGGCGGCCGGGUGGCUGCCGCGCUGCAUCGUCAGCCGCCUCGACAACAAGCUCGUCACCAUCAUCGCCAAGCUCAAGAAGCUCGCGCACACCACCACCUGCACGUCGGCGGCGGCGGUGCACGCGGCCGCAAGUAGCUGCAGCUCCGACGAGGCGUGUGAUCCAGGAGAAUAAAGCGUCUCAAUUCUCUGCUAGUGCGUGCUGUCAUUACUCAUUAGCAAGGAAAAAAAUAGCGCGCUAUAACAAAAUAGCGUGGGUCUAAAAAUACGCUAUUAGCAUGCUAUAGCGUGCUAUUAACGCGAAUAGCGCGCUAUAGCGCCGAAAUAGCGUAGCGUCGGCUCUGCAGAUAUGCUAUAGCGUGCUAUUAGCGUUAGAAUAGCGCGCUAUUUUUUCCAUGGCUCAUUAGGCGUAAGUAAAUACGGUUUUGUAGAUAUAUGCAUGGUGUGUCGAGGUGAUUCACCGUACAGCUUUCAGGGUUGUUGUCAACGCCAUGAAUCUGUACUACGUGAUCCAGCGAGAAUCUGUAGUGUAUACGAUUACGUUCAUUAUUCGGCUUUGCAAACGAUCGACUGCACGCGUGCUUCUAAGUCCUAGCGGCAGUCUAAUAUAGUACUCCA